Molecule: messenger RNA, 1129 nt
Organism: Durusdinium trenchii
Lineage: Eukaryota; Dinophyceae; Suessiales; Symbiodiniaceae
Source: the annotation of a GenBank genome assembly
AUGGAUUGCUGUCAAAGGUGUUAUUCAUACUGGCAUGGAUUCGAUUCUUCUUUUUUGAAGUGGUAGGAAUGUCUGGGUACUGGUAUUGAUUUGGUACUAUAAAAUUAACGGUCCUAUGUGGAAAAAUCAUGUGCAUCACAACGACCUGCUGAUCUGCCAUGCCACGUCAAGGGGUCAGGCGGAAGCAGAGGGAACGUGCAGCUGCAAAGAAGGUGCUUCAGAAGAAUGCCAAGCCUCAGUCCACUGCAAAUGACAUAUCAAAGCGUCGUGGCGGCGCGUCUACAAAAUGUCAACCAGCCGACAUGGAGGCUGCCUUGUCGUCAAGCAGCCGGCCAAACGAGAAGCUCUUUGAGUUGGCAAAUCGCCCAUCAGUUUGUGUCAAUGUUGGUGGUAUGCCUUUGAAGGUGCUUCAGGAUCUAAAGACGCAGGAGCACAGUGGGGGAGUAGCUGGGACCCGGGCCUUUUGAACCAGCUCACUGCAAAGCGCAAGAGUCCAUGAGGUCUGGGAAACAUCAUUGUUUUUGCUGCGCUACCUACAACACCAGGUACUGCCAGGUCUUCGGAGCGAGCGAAAGCGAGAACGUCUGCGAGUGGUGGAGCUUGGUUCUGGCUGUGGCUUGCUGGGUCUCGGUCUUGGUUGCCUUGGUUGUAAGGUUGUUCUCACAGAUCAACCUUGUGCGCUGGAGAACUUACACACGAACGCUGAGGCUCAAACUUCGGAGGGCAACCUGGUGGCUCCUGAGGUCUUGCCACUCUCCUGGGGAGACAGUGACGAUAUAGCUGCUGUGUGCAGCAAAGGCCCUUUCGACUUGGUGGUUGGCUCGGACGUAGUCUUUGCAACACGACUUGUUGAGCCACUGCUGCAAACAAUCCUAGCACUGAUGGAGGAUUCUGGAAGCUGCUGGCUUUGCCUGCAGAGGCGCGAUCCAGAUGCUCAUGACUUACUUCUUUCGAAGGCUCCUGAGACUUUUAAAGUGGAGGAGUUCUCGUUUGAAGGCUUGAAGGGCUUGGAGACAGCCUGCGAAUUGGAGUGCUUGCUCCUGCGCCUUUCUCGCCACCAGGCCUCAGAAAAUGCUGAAAACACAUCUUCUUCUCAGAAGAAGCACAGAACCAGAUCGAAAGGUGUCAG